AUGCACGGGAACAAUUGGAAGGAAAUUGGGGCAUUGGAGCUUCCUGAUAGGUCAGCCCAUGACAUUCGAAAUCGAAGUCUCCUCCUCGAACGUCGUAGCCGGAACAAGGCCAUCCAACCGCCGAGCCCAAAUCGAGAUCUUGACCCUACGAUCGGCAAGCUUGCGGAUGCGGAUGCGGGAGAGGAAUCCGAAAAUGACGACGGUAGCACACACAACGAGCAUUCUGAACACAAUGCAGUAGAUUCAUUAGUGCCUCAAAAUCACCAGGUGAUCCAAGGGUCUGUGGUUGAACACUAUGCAAUAACCGCACCAGAAUCAAUGGACUGCAACAGCAUCGAACGCUUGCGAUAUGCUGUUCCAUCCUCAGAUGCCGGACAAGGCAUUCAGGAGCCGUUAGGCUUCGGCUGGACGGGCUCUCAGGAACAUCUACAGUCCAACUCGGAUUUGUUAACGCCAGAAAGUGCUUGCAUAUCUUGGCUUGAUCCAUUCCAAGCAUCAGUCGCCUCAAACUUUGCCAGUCCUCAAUACCAGUGGUGGAGUGGAACGCCCACGGACGAGCUUGGCUUUCAAAAUACAGAAUCGCUUGAUCUUGGCUAUUUCAGCCUGCCCGAAGGUGAUGGUAAUCCUAGCAGUAGAGAGAGUGUUCAGGACAGCCUCGAUCUGGUUGACGACUCACCCCACGACAACCCAGAUGUAGCACGCAGGAUAAUAGGGAGUGUGCUUGAGCAUGGCGAGGGUCAUAAAAUCCGAUACAGUUUUAAUGCCACUUAA
Pestalotiopsis fici W106-1 is the source of this 771-nucleotide messenger RNA. RefSeq lists its product as uncharacterized. Bases 1 to 771 code for a protein of 256 amino acids. The record is from RefSeq and is a predicted model, not a curated record. Lineage: Eukaryota; Fungi; Ascomycota; Sordariomycetes; Amphisphaeriales; Sporocadaceae. The transcript is spliced from 3 exons.